Molecule: messenger RNA, 1557 nt
Organism: Exophiala oligosperma
Lineage: Eukaryota; Fungi; Ascomycota; Eurotiomycetes; Chaetothyriales; Herpotrichiellaceae
Exons: 1
Coding region: 287-1318 (343 amino acids)
Source: RefSeq, a predicted model, not a curated record
AAGUCAUACAGCGAGCAUGGAGAUCCUACCGCAGCCACAAGAUCACGACCGACUUUGCUGCCCUAGAGCUGGAUUUGAACCGCGCCCGGACGCUAUCUUUCGAGGAUCUAACGAGGCUCCUCUCAACGGACAAGACUACAGCCAUGACCACACGGCUGUUGAAAGGUGCUAGAGACGGACAAGGGGAUGCGGGAGCCGUCCGUAUCUUCUUGAGUGCAUACCUGAUUUGUCACAACCAGUGCAGGCCCUCAGCCACGGUGGCAAUCAACCCCAUGAACAAGAGUUGAUGACCAAGGCCAGUGCUUUAGUCGGAGCGUUCAAAUCACAUAUGAAGAUCAAGGCGCCUAAGUCACGGCGAGAUACGUCUAUCACCACCAUAGAUGCUCUGUGCUUCGCCGUUAACGACUUUUCGGCCACUUUCCAUGCGUGGAAGAGCCAGGACAUAGGUGUAUUGGUGGACAUUAUGGUCAACUCCUUUGUUAACCUUGACCUCAUCUUGCAGGCGACCAAAGAUGAUCAGGAAGGGCAUGUUGCGCAGGACUACCUGGAUGCGGUCAGACAAGAACAGAUCAAAUUGUUGGCCAGGCUGAAAAGGCUGGCCGGACCAGAGGAAGCUCUGUCAAGGGUGAGAACGGCUGUCAGAAAGGCUCGAAGGCAACGAGUCGCCGAACAGCGUCCAAAUCGCAUCGACCAAGUCCCACGGGCAUCAACGCCUGUCAAUGACGGUAGCAUGACCGUACACGGAGCUCCCAUCACACCUCCUGCUACUCCACAGCCUUAUCAUCGUGAACGCGACUUGAAAAGUACGACCUUUGCCAAUGACCUUGGUCAAAUCAUGACGGUCCUGCCUUCCAAUCGUGACAUCGCUCAUGAAAUUUUGAUCAACGGCAGCUUUGAGGUACAGCAACGCCCAUGGACAGAUGCACGGAAGGACUUGAUGAUGUCGCUUCGCUCAAGCACGCGUAGCAGCAUGCAAUAUGGCAAUAACGAAGCUGCUGCAACAUGGACUCAUGCCAUGGCAAUACUCAUUCGUGAGAAGGUGAUGAACUUGGUCAGCCGUCGGCAUCCGCUCUACGACAGGUUUAAUGGGAUUUUGGAUCCAACCUUGAUCAGUCAGCAGUGCCGGAAUUUUUUCGAGACCAUUUCGAGAUUACUUGCACAAAUCUGUUCACCAGGACGUGACGAGAUCGUCCAGGCUUUUGCGAAUAACACGACCAGCGACACCAUCGACCGGCUGUUUGACGUUAUCAACAUCAUUGAUCUGAUGACUCUGGAUCAUAUUAAUUUUCAAUUCCGGCUGGCUGCGCAGUCUCCUUGAGCGCGGUCAUGAGCACGAAAUAGCUUCAUUUGAGAAAGAUCUUCGAGAUGGCGUCCAUACGCUCGAGCGGACGAAACAUUGGUGGUCAAGCUCUAAAGCCAGCGUCUCUGCGAACAUUACGAAAAAAGCACGAAGCAGUCAUGGUCAUCACAACGCCCGCUCGGGUCCUGCAGAAAUCGUUCACUUUCAGUCCAAUCCACAUACAGUACUCCGUACCCGUUACUCGGUAUAGUACUCCG